Ylistrum balloti is the source of this 2381-nucleotide messenger RNA. Its product is annotated as N-alpha-acetyltransferase 35, NatC auxiliary subunit-like. NCBI's taxonomy places the organism in Eukaryota, Metazoa, Mollusca, Bivalvia, Pectinida, Pectinidae. Gene Ontology annotation, biological process: N-terminal peptidyl-methionine acetylation. Gene Ontology annotation, cellular component: NatC complex. The transcript has 20 exons. Bases 100 to 2244 code for a protein of 714 amino acids. The record is from RefSeq and is a predicted model, not a curated record.
AUCAUGGUGGACAGCAGACAAGAAGUGAUGACCGACGGGAGAUCGAAUUGAAAACAAGACUGAAAAUUGAUUAUAAUCUGUUAUAGCUACUAAAUCUUCAUGGAGACCAAAGAAGAACCAGCCAUGGACAACAGACCGGCCUACAACUGGGUAGAUAUCACUUCAGAGUUUGUAGAGGCUGCAUCAGACCUUCAGCUUGGGGAACUUUUACAUGACUCCACAUUUGGAUUGUUUGAAGCCAUGUCUGCUAUAGAAAUGAUGGACCCUAAGAUGGAUGCUGGUAUGCUGUGUAAUCAAAUUCAAAGGAAAGUUCUGAAUUUUACAGAAGGUACAGAGUCAGGUGAAUUGAAGAUCAAGGAUCUGAGUAUACCAGAACUGAUUGGUAUUAUGGAUGCAACACUGGCAUGCAUGGUAACUUGGCUGGAGGGUCAUUCCCUGGCGCAGACUGUAUUCACAAACCUGUACUUACACAAUCCAUAUGUAAUAGAGGACCGCUGCCUGAAGGCCUUCAGCCUCUGUACACUGAAAAUUGUCGAUCACAUACGUGACCGCGUCAACAGAGCUGGUGUUUUUGAAGAGGAAGAUUUCCAGACCAUGACAUAUGGGUUUAAGAUGGCAGGAGAUGUUACUGAUGUACGAGUGACAGGUAUGAUGAAGGAGUUGGAGGAUGAUCUACACAGAACUCUCAAGACCACAAGAAGUAAACAGGGUGAAGAAAGAGAUGCGGAGACAGAAAGGGAGCAUUACCUGACUAGUACAUUGUUCUCCAGAGUAAAGUUCCAUCGAUUGUUCUAUGCCAUGCUGUUAUCAUUUAGUAAGGAGAAGUGUGAAGGAAUUCCUCAGUCCCAAAAGAUGAUUGUCCAGCUCCAGGAACUGAUUCCUACAAUCCGAGACACUCUGUCUGUUGGUGUACAACCAGAGAAGAGGGAACUUAGUAAAAAUGACUAUCCUACCAUUAUGGGGUUUGAGCCCCUGGUGAACCAGAGGUUGCUACCACCCACAUUCCCGAGGUACACUAUCAUUAAGAGUCGUGAGGCUGCUUUGGAUUAUAUGGAAACCCUUCUUAGUCGUCUCAUGGUGGUCACCACAGUUCCACAAAUGACAUCACUUCACACGGUGCUGGACACCUUUAAAGACUUCAGUAAGACAUCACCUUGUGUUCUGUCUAGGUCAAUAUUACAGUUAACACUCUUGCCUCCAAAUAAGCGUGUGUUCGGGGUGAAUUCAAUUGUUGACUUUCUCAAGGAAACCAUCAGAGGCUUCAUAGCACCACCUGCUCUCAGCUCCAAAUCUUCCUUGUUCAACAAUCCCCAGGCCAAAACAUAUGUAGAUGCCUGGUUCAUGCAGGCUGUGCGUCCUAUAUGUACCCUGAUUCAGACAACAGGUCAUAACCGUGCCCGACAGCGUGACAAGUGGGGACAUCUAUUGGAGGACCUGUCUGCCCUACAGGAGGAGGCUGACAAGGUAGAUGCAUACCUACACCAGCAGCUGACAAAGACAGAGCCUAACAGGCAACACUUGGCUUGCCUAGGUAAUUGGGUACUAUACCACACACUUCAGGCUAUGAUAAGCUAUCUCCUGUCAGGCUUUGAACUUGAGCUGUAUGCACCUUAUGAAUACCACUACAUAUUUUGGUAUCUCUAUGAAAUGCUGUAUUCAUGGUUAAUAAAUACACUUCACCGAGCAGACAACUUUUUACUGGAGCAUGAAACCAUCACAGACAAUCAGCAGAAAGGGCGAAACAACAAGAAAAACAAAAAGAGAAAGAGGACAAAGACAUUGAACAGAGAAAUUAGUAUGGCACAAGCAGAACAGCAUAUGUUUGGUGGUUACUAUAAGGCAGUGCUGGGGCUGAGACUGGAUGGAAAGUUAGUGUAUCCAUCCUUUGAGUUUGACAGUGAGGAGGUGCAGUAUUCCCAUCGUUUCCUCCCCUUCACAACUGUGUCUACGCCACCAUAUAUACACUACGCCCAGUACAAGGAAAUGUCAGACUUGAAGCGAUAUGAGCCGGAGGCCUCAGCCCAGAGUUUGUACACAGCAUCAUGUAAAUGUUUCCACCAAGCCAAAACACUUCUUGAGAGUUUGUCCUCCACCAAUGAGGAGAUUCAGACAUUAAUCAAAGUUGCCAAGACUAACUUUGUGGUUAUGAAGUUGUUGAUGGGAGGACAUAAGAAAGAUAGUAAUGAGCCGCCAGACUUUGAUUUCAGUCAACAUAAAGUCUACCCAGUGAUGAAGUUGACCUGAACAGUGUGAUGUGACUUGAUGUGAUAUUGAUUACAUUAUUCCUAUCAUGAAAGGACUACAGGACUUUAAUUUAUAAAAAAAAAAAUACACAGCUUUUUCAUUUCAUAAUAAAAGAUAUAAAAUGAUGUCAAAAAUUG